Messenger RNA from Laccaria bicolor S238N-H82, 1097 nucleotides. RefSeq lists its product as uncharacterized. The record is from RefSeq and is a predicted model, not a curated record. The transcript is spliced from 3 exons. Lineage: Eukaryota; Fungi; Basidiomycota; Agaricomycetes; Agaricales; Hydnangiaceae. Bases 1 to 1005 code for a protein of 334 amino acids.
AUGACUUUCAUCAUUGAGUAUAUUCGCAGUUUUUUCACCUCGAACGACAAGCAUACGUUGUUGUUCAGCGUUCCAGAAGAUCGACCCCUUCCCGCCAUCCCUGCCAGUAUUACAGAACGUCGAUUCUUCCAAACGCCCAGCGGCCCACUUGAGUUGCACGUAGCGCUUCCCUCGGAACGAACCAGCAAACCUCCCCUGCUAUUUGUUCAUGGCGGAUUUGGUUCUGCAGAAUGCUAUCAAAACUUCCUCCCAUUUUUCGCGGCGCAGGGAUAUUCUUGCUAUGCAGUUUCCCUGCGAGGUCAUGGGCACAGCUUUAAUCCGGGAUAUUGGGCGCUAUAUUUCACCCCGCGACAAGCAUUCCUUACAGACCUCGCUGCGGCUGUUCGGUAUGUGCGUGAAGAUAGCGGCGGUGCGGCCAAUCCUAUCGUUCUUGGCCACUCCUCAGGCGGGGGUUUGACACAGGAUCUAUGCCACCAAGGGCUUCCAGGACAAAUUCCGGGGGUUGUGUUGCUUGCUGCGAUUCCGGGAAAUGGGAGUUUCGGUGUGAACGCCAAUUGGUUGCAGCUUGACCGUUGGUUCCUUCCACGGUUUUUUUGGCAUUGGUUCCAUCCCCGAUCGCCGUUAUCGUCAACUGCGCUGGUGCAUCGUGCUUUCUUCUCUUCAGGUUGUUCGGUGGAUGUCGUCAAGAGAACGGAAAAGUCCAUGAGUGAAUUCGAGAGUAUGUCCUGGCCAAUGCUGAUGCAAUGGCAAUUUGUGGACCCGGCGAAAGUUAUCAAUGGAAUUUCGGGGGAAGGAUUGAAAGGUGGCAGGAAGAUGUUGAUCGUUGCAGCGGAUGAAGAUAAAUUGAUGGGGGUCAAAAUUGAAGCUGAUCUAGCAGCAUGGUACCGUGAAGCUAACCCAGAGAGGCGGUUGUCCGUGAUGCAGGGCAUCAUUAAUCAUUUCUUGUUGGACACGAAUUGGAGAGAAGGGGCUGAGAAAGUGUUGGAUUGGCUCGAAGGGAAGUAAGCAGUCGCUCCGCGUUCACGAUAUUUCAAACCCAGUGAAUCUAUGUAUGAUACUUGCUCUUGACCUUUUGAUAAUAAAAUAACCCCUGCUUU